This is a messenger RNA of Chironomus riparius, 448 nucleotides long. Lineage: Eukaryota; Metazoa; Arthropoda; Insecta; Diptera; Chironomidae. The record is from the annotation of a GenBank genome assembly.
AAAAAAUAAUAAAUUUAAGCUAUUUAGUGAUAAAUUGUAGGAAAUUAAUUUGAUUUUUGGAAUUUAAAGAUUAAAAGCAUCAAUCUCAUCCAAAAAAUGCUUCAAGAAGUCCAAAGUGAAGAAGAUUUUAAUGACAAAAUUUCAUCAGCCGGAAAUCUUCUAGUUGUCGUUGAUUUCCAUGCAACCUGGUGUGGACCAUGCAAAAAUGCUGAGCCAAAACUCGAGAAGCUUAUUGAGAGCAAUAAAGAUUUAAUUAUGAUACUGAAAGUGGACAUUGACAAGAUACCAGAGCUUAAAAAGAGAUUUGCAAUCAAAUAUGUACCGACAUUUAUAUUUUUUUGGAACGGCGAGAAACUGGACGGAGUUGUCGAUGAAGCAGAUGUGAGGAAAGUUGAGAAAUAUGUCGAUAAAUAUUUGAUUAGUAUAAGUUGAGUUUUUCGUCAAUUAA